UUGUGUUAUUAUGCCUGAACCAGCGAAGUCCGCCCCGAAGAAGGGAUCUAAGAAGGCCGUCACGAAGGCCACCGGUAAGGGAGGGAAGAAGCGCAGGAAGUCUAGGAAGGAGAGUUACGCUAUCUACGUGUACAAAGUCUUGAAGCAGGUUCAUCCUGACACCGGGAUCUCCUCCAAAGCGAUGGGCAUAAUGAACUCCUUCGUCAACGACAUCUUCGAGCGUAUCGCCGGUGAGUCGUCUCGUCUCGCUCACUACAACAAGCGCUCCACCAUCACAUCGAGAGAGAUCCAGACCGCCGUGCGUCUGCUGCUGCCCGGUGAACUGGCCAAACACGCCGUGUCUGAGGGGACAAAGGCCGUCACCAAGUACACCAGCUCCAAAGCCUGCCAGAUCCAGCUCCGUUCCUGUUUGUUGUCAGACUCCACUGCUAUGUGUCGCUGAGAGAUGACGACAAACUACAGCUGGUGCUAGCCAGACAUCACUUCAGUUUUUUGACUUCAGAGGAUGAACUGAUGCCAACUUCAACUAUAAGACAUCGGAUACUUCAGAUGCCACUGCCUGAACCUUGGAUUUAGGAUGGACCCCACUGAACUGACCUGCAGGUAGCCAAAACGGUUUGGCCCCAUAAUGGCCCAGAUCCGGCAGGCCAGAAGAAAUAACUCGGCCCACUUGCGGUUGCCAGACUGUUGUGAAACACGGCAAUGAAUGACGCCCCAGAAUCGGCCCAAGUACACCGGCCCGAGUCCAGGUGCUAAAACUGAGUCAACACUGCCGGCAUAGGGCCACAAUCACGCCAACAAAAAUUGUACACUUAGCUGGUACUGGCCCGAGUCUGGGUACCAAAGGGAAAUGUAUAUUAAAUAUAAAACUACAUCUAUUUAAUUAGAACGAAAGACAUUUUGCCAAAGCAAUAUUAGCUUGUUUGCUAAAUUAAGUAUAUACUUGCACUUAAUCUAAAACAGAAUUGAAAACAUUUGUGUUCAGUAUAACUCUUCUUGUAAUGAAUUGGUUACCAAAAACUACUAAAAUGUAUGUUGUUUAAU
Messenger RNA from Myxocyprinus asiaticus (Chinese sucker), 1044 nucleotides. Its product is annotated as histone H2B-like. Gene Ontology annotation, molecular function: DNA binding; protein heterodimerization activity; structural constituent of chromatin. The transcript is spliced from 3 exons. NCBI's taxonomy places the organism in Eukaryota, Metazoa, Chordata, Actinopteri, Cypriniformes, Catostomidae. Gene Ontology annotation, cellular component: nucleosome. Bases 11 to 442 code for a protein of 143 amino acids. The record is from RefSeq and is a predicted model, not a curated record.